Molecule: messenger RNA, 1296 nt
Organism: Sorghum bicolor (sorghum)
Lineage: Eukaryota; Viridiplantae; Streptophyta; Magnoliopsida; Poales; Poaceae
Product: peroxisomal 2,4-dienoyl-CoA reductase
Exons: 5
Coding region: 215-1108 (297 amino acids)
Biological process (GO): fatty acid catabolic process
Molecular function (GO): 2,4-dienoyl-CoA reductase (NADPH) activity
Source: RefSeq, a predicted model, not a curated record
AUUAUAAACAAGAUGGACAGAGCCCGCCGCCGGCAGCCAUAGCAGCCAACGCGAAACUUCAGCUUCCGCCGUCCUCCUCCAGUCCUCCCGAACCCAAACAAACCACCAGCCAACUGCCAAGUACUCGUUCGGUGCUUCCCCAUCUGCGCCCGCCCGAGGUCUCCGGAACCGCGAGGCCGUCGCCGGCGCGCGCGAGAUUUGAGCUGAGGAGGCUAUGGAGUCCCCGUUCCGCGCGGACGUGGUCAAGGGCAAGGCGGCGCUGGUCACCGGCGGGGGAUCCGGCAUCUGCUUUGAGAUCGCCGCCCAGCUCGCGCGGCACGGCGCGCAGGUCGCCAUCAUGGGCCGCCGCCGCGAGGUCCUCGACAAGGCCGUCUCCGCGCUCCGCUCCCAGGGCCUCCAGGCUGUUGGUUUUGAUGGAGAUGUCCGCAAGCAGGAGGAUGCGGACAGAGUUCUCGCUGCGACAGUUGCGCAUUUCGGCAAGCUUGACAUUCUUGUAAAUGGUGCAGCCGGCAACUUCCUUGCUUCCCCGGAGGAUUUGACGCCCAAGGGAUUCCGGACUGUUCUUGAGAUUGACACUUUGGGUACAUACACAAUGUGCUAUGAAGCCCUCAAGUAUCUGAAAAAGGGUGGGCCUGGAAAAGGCCCGUCCACUGGUGGCCUAAUCAUUAACAUAAGUGCAACACUGCAUUACACUGCGUCUUGGUACCAAAUUCAUGUCUCUGCUGCUAAGGCUGGGGUUGAUAGCAUCACAAGAUCACUGGCUCUGGAAUGGGGAACAGAUUAUGACAUUAGAGUCAAUGGGAUUGCACCUGGACCAAUUCAAGACACCCCAGGAGUGAGGAAACUUGCACCUGAAGAGAUGAGCAAGGGGCUGCGAGAACUGAUGCCAUUAUUCAAAUUUGGGGAGAAGCAGGACAUAGCAAUGGCUGCACUCUACCUUGCUUCUGAUGCAGGCAAAUAUGUAAAUGGGACUACACUAGUGGUUGAUGGAGGUCUUUGGUUAAGUCACCCUCGCCAUAUUCCCAAAGAGGAAGUGAGGGAGCUUUCAAAGGUUGUCGAGAAAAAAGUUAGGACCUCUGGUGUUGGUGCGCCGACCAGCAAAUUGUGAUUGCAUUUGUGUGAUCUGUAGUAUCAAUCAAUAUUUUACUAUGAAACUUUAUUGUCUAUGUGGUUCUUGUAUUCUAACUAGCGAGUUUGUUUACGUGAGUAAGUUCAAAUAUUUAUAGUACGUUUUCACUUCUAAGUUCCAUUGGGAAUGUUUUGAUUGAUAAGUGGUGCCAGCCAAGAUGUUUGUCA